This is a messenger RNA of Uranotaenia lowii, 1183 nucleotides long. RefSeq names its product protein muscleblind-like. The transcript is spliced from 2 exons. Gene Ontology annotation, molecular function: metal ion binding. The record is from RefSeq and is a predicted model, not a curated record. Lineage: Eukaryota; Metazoa; Arthropoda; Insecta; Diptera; Culicidae. The coding region runs from base 812 to 1183 and encodes 123 amino acids.
GUACCGAGCAUUUAGAAAGUUACCACUUCCGGAUCCCCGCGCCCUCUCUCAGAAGGACAAUCACAAUCAAACGUCCUCGAGCGUUAUUAUCCUGUGACGGGUACCCGACAUCAUCGGCGGAAACUUCUCGAAGAAGAAGCUCGACAAGCGAGAGAUAAUCAGCGAGAACAAAAGAAUACGUCCGAGUUCCCAAGUCUGUACUACGGAAUUUUAACUUUACCUAAGCUCCUGCGAGAAGUUGGGAAAGUAGAACAGAAAGUGAACGUACCUCUAGUCGUCGUCAUCGCCGUUACUGAAACAGUAAAUUGCCAUAGGAAUUAGCCGUUAGUCGAGGAAGAGUCCAACUACUUCCUAGGACAACUAAACACACAAAUACAAACACGCAUUACUUGGAAUUAUCUACAUCGACGAAUCUUGUGAUACACUUAGCAGCGUUUCGCGCAAAUGGUGGUUCGGAAAUAGAAAAACCGGAAGAUUUAAACAAAAAAAAUAAAAGAAUCUAGUGCGUUCUAGCAGCCAAUUUAUGAAAUAGGUGUAGAGAGAAGUUUUACUAUUUUUAAAACGAAAGCUCCGGUAGCACAGAAUAACAACAAAUAAAAAAAACCGCGAGAGUUCCUAUCAGAAGUCUCCUCCGAGUCGCUCGGAGUAAGUCAACGCAUAAAUAAAAUAAAACUAGAUCAAAACAAAUAAAAAAAACAAGAAGAACACAAACAGCAACUGAAUCACACAAAACAAACCCUCUGUAGGACACAGACAAGCAAACAAACAAACAAAGAAACAACAACAAAAACUCCUUUGAACCAAGUAGCGUAUGGCCGCCAUGAUGAAUGUGACCAAUCUGCUAAACGGAAAGGACAGCCGCUGGCUGCAGCUGGAAGUGUGCCGGGAGUUCCAACGCAACAAGUGCUCCCGUCCGGACACCGAGUGCAAGUUUGCCCAUCCGCCGGCCAACGUGGAGGUGCAGAAUGGACGCGUCACCGCCUGCUACGACAGUAUUAAGCGGUAUCCAGGAGACAUAUCGGGAAAAAUGCUGAUGGGUCACCUGGCUAGCCAGAUUUUGGCAGGAGAACAAAUCGCUGCCGCUUCCACACGUCUGGGAAAACCCUAUCAUCCACGUACUGUUGCAGUGAUGACCGAAACAUUUCAGGAUGUUCCAUCAGCGCGGCCUUCACUGCUACUUUAG